AUGUCUACUUCCACCGCCACCGCCUCCACCCCAUUUCCUGAACCUCGCCCUGGCCGUUUACGCAGAUUCAGCCAGCUUCGUGCCUAUACUCAGAAUUUGAAUCUAUCUUCUACUUCAGGUCAUCGAGCUCGCCACAGUAUCAGCCAUCGUGUUUCUUGGUUCUCACCUAAUUCUCCAUCACACGUGGGAUCUUCCUCUGCAUGCCCCGAUAGUCCAGCCUUAUCACGCUACACAUCUGCCCCCGACCCACGUUCUCAGGAAUCUGCUAUCGAUAGUCAGCCCUCAUCUGCUGGCUCCACAGGUUCUACUCCUCCAAACGAAUUAAAUCAAACUCCUAAUGAUAUGGCGAGAUUGAGAAAUUCCACUUCUGCCCCAGGUCGUCCCACUCGUUCUCAAGGUCGCACCGCCACUCCAGAGGCUCCAACUUCAGCCCCAGCCCCAGUUCCAGCUCCGACCUCGGCCCCAGUCCAAGCCAUUUCAGACCUGCCAGUGACACCCGGUGUCAUGAACGAGCCUGAGGAAACAACCUCGGCCAAUGGUCCUUCCACCCCAGCGACAGAUCAGAAAGCCACCAUCCGAUUUUUCCCUUACCAGGAUACCUAUCAAAGCUCAAGGCCCUCUCUGCCCUUUGUUCCCAUCUCUCGAACUCUACCCUCGGGAAGCUGCUCCAUCCGCGUCGGUCGCUACUCCGAGCGCGAUGCAGUUGCCAAUCCUAACCCCCUUGAGCCAUCAGAGGCCCCUGUGGGUUUCAAGUCCAAGGUUGUAAGCCGCAAACACUGUGAGUUCAUGUAUGCCAAUGGACAGUGGCACGUCAAGGAUGUGGGAAGCAGUUCUGGUACUUUCCUGAACCACAUGCGUCUGAGUCAACCUAAUAUGGUUUCUCGUCUGUAUGCCAUCAAGGAUGGCGAUAUAGUGCAGCUGGGAAUUGAUUUCCGGGGAGGCGAGGAGAUGAUCUUCCGAUGCGUUCGUAUUAGGAUCGAAUGUAAUAGAUCCUGGCAGCAGAAACCCAACGAGUUCAACAAGAAUACCGAGAGCCUUAUCAAGAAUCUGGGUAAGGGAGAGAAAACAGAUUACUCUGGCUGCCGGGAAUGUUCCAUCUGUCUCGGCUCUGUUUUGCGCCCUUACCAAUGCCUGUUCAUGGCAGCCUGUGCCCACGUCUGGCAUUACAAAUGUAUCAGUCGCUUGCUUCACUCACCCGAUUAUCCAAUGUUCCAGUGUCCCAAUUGUCGCGCAUACACAGAUCUAUCCGCCGAAGUAGACGAUACAAACGAUGUCGAGGAAGCGGCGGAAGAGAAAGAGUUGCCGGCUGCAAUUUCCGAGAACAUGGACUCCCCUUCUGAACAGCAAUCCUCCAACGUGCAAGACGAGUCCGGUCUUCAAGAAGAUGUCAUUAUAGAGGAGUCCGAUUUGAUCGAUGUGAUGGACAAUCUGCAAACGCGAGAUGCACUAGCCCUCGACGUGGACACGGAAGACAGCGGCCGAAGUUCACAUGAAGGCCUCGCUCGCAGUGCUACCGUGAACAUCCCCGGAUGGCAGCCUACGCUACCUGUCGGCGUUCCUCAACGCCGACCACUCAAUACUAGCGAUCGCUUAGAAAUAUCUGACGAUAACCCUAUGACUCCGCGGAAUGACUGGGGUCCCCUAGCCUUUGACGGUCGUGCCGGAAUGUCAUAA
Messenger RNA from Penicillium taxi, 1674 nucleotides. RefSeq names its product FHA domain protein. The record is from RefSeq and is a predicted model, not a curated record. Gene Ontology annotation, cellular component: mitotic spindle pole body; cytosol; ubiquitin ligase complex. The transcript is spliced from 3 exons. NCBI's taxonomy places the organism in Eukaryota, Fungi, Ascomycota, Eurotiomycetes, Eurotiales, Aspergillaceae. The coding region runs from base 1 to 1674 and encodes 557 amino acids. Gene Ontology annotation, molecular function: ubiquitin protein ligase activity; protein binding. Gene Ontology annotation, biological process: ubiquitin-dependent protein catabolic process; protein ubiquitination; negative regulation of septation initiation signaling.